AUGAGAAGAAAGCACGGCGGAACGGUGGAGUCUUCAGGAAAGAGACAAAACAGUGUCCUGCUCUCACCCGUCCCUGUGCCCCGGCGGGUGCCUGCUGCUGGAUGCCCCUCACACACCCGCAGCAUGAGCGCCAACGGGCCCGCCCCGGACCCCACCUCUGCGGCCCCCGUGGCGCCGCCCGCCUCCACACCGGCCCCUGCUCCGGCCCCUCCACCCCCACCACCUGCACCUGCCCCUGUGUCCAGUACCAUCCCUGUGGGGGCCCUGGCACAGAAGAAGCGGCAGCAGUACGCCAAAAGCAAGAAGCAGGGCAGUAAUGCCAACAGCAGGCCACCUCGUGCACUCUUCUGCCUCAACCUCAACAACCCCAUACGCAGGGCCUGCAUCAGCCUGGUGGAGUGGAAGCCAUUUGAUAUCUUUAUUUUGAUUGCUAUUUUUGCCAACUGUAUGGCCUUAGCCGUCUAUGUCCCUUUCCCUGAAGAUGACUCCAACUCCACUAACCACGACCUGAGUGCCAAAGUUGUGACUCGCAGCCAGGGCCUGUUGUCUGCUCGCUGUGGGAGAGUGCUGUGGACUGACAUCAGCUGCACACAGGCUGCAGAGGCUCCAGAGGACGCACCGGCUCUGUCACUGACGAUCACUGGGACGAGGCUGGAUAUGAGCCGCUCUGCUGGAUCUGUCUGGCCCCUUUAG
This is a messenger RNA of Knipowitschia caucasica, 693 nucleotides long. The record is from the annotation of a GenBank genome assembly. Lineage: Eukaryota; Metazoa; Chordata; Actinopteri; Gobiiformes; Gobiidae.